AUGGGGGACCCUCACUACCGCUCGUUUGAUGGCAAUUACUUCAGCUUCAUGGGCAACUGCUCUUACAUCCUGGCCAAGAACUGCGAUGUCGAUGAAUCCACCCCCACCUUCGAAGUGUCUGUGAAAAAUGAGAAGAGUGCCAAAUCACUCCUCACUGCAGUUGGCAACAUCACCAUUAAAGUUUUUGACCAAGUGAUUCAAAUGGUCCGCAGUGAGAUCAGCAUGGUCCGGGUCAACUAUGAAGUAUGGAACCUUCCUGUCACCUUGAAAACUCCCCAAGGAGAACUGAAGAUGGUGCAGAGUGGUCUAUCUGUGAUCUUCUGGACAGACUUUGGGCUGAGCGUACAGUAUGACUGGGAGGAGUAUGUGAAGAUCACUUUGCCCACCGGCUUAAUGAGCAAAGUAUGUGGCAUGUGCGGUAACUUUGAUGGGAACAAGAACAACGAUCUCGUCACCCAAGAUGGCACCAAGGCAAACAGUAUCGAGGAAUUCGGAAAGAGCUGGAUGGUACCAGACCAGAAAGGUGCACAGUACUGCCAAAACCAGUGCACGGAGGAGUGUGAAGGCUGUAGCUUCUUAAAGGCCAUAGGAGCCAAUUUGUUCUGUGGUGUCAUGACUCCAAUUCUAGAUAUUCAGUUUAAAGGCUGCCAUUCUGUCAUUGAGCCGUCGGUCUUCUUUGACAUGUGCAAGUUUGACCAUUGUCGAGGUGGUGACAUGAAGGACUACAUCUGUGACAUGUUGCAAGUCUACACAGAUGCCUGCCAAAGAGCUGGGGUCAACGUUCCUGACUGGAGACACCUUGCUCACUGUCCUACUCCCGCAUGUCCAGAGAAUAGCCACUUUGAGUACUGUGGAGAUGCCUGCCCAGCAACUUGUGAGGAUCCAUCUGCCCCGUCCUCGUGCAAAACCCCUUGUGUCCAAACCUGCGCUUGUGACGAAGGCUAUUUCCGUAGUGGCAACAAAUGCAUACGCAAGGAGGAAUGUGGCUGCCAGUUCAACGGACGCUUUGUCCAGCCAGGAGAGACCUUCUGGGGCGAUGUUCAGUGCACUCAGAGGUUAUUCUGCUCUAUGGAGGGUGAGCUGAACACGGAGACAACUAAUUGCCCCGAGGGCCAAGGGUGUGACGUGGUUGGCGGUGUCCGGGACUGCUACCCAGUGCAUUACGGCACCUGUCUGGUCUCUGGUGACCCCCACUAUCUCACCUUUGAUGGGGAGGCCUACGACUUCCAAGGCACCUGUGUGUAUCAACUGGCUGGGCUCUGUUCCGAGCAGGCGGGCCUGGAGUCAUUCGACAUAACUGUGCAGAACUCGGGCCGUAAUAAGCAGAUGGGUUCAAGCACGAAGCUGGUUGAGGUCCAGGUGUACGGAUACACCAUUGUGAUCAGUCAAGACACACCCAGCGUGGUCACGGUUAAUGGAGAAAUACAAAACCUGCCGGUAAACCUGGAUUCAAACAAGGUGCUGAUCUCCAAGAGCGGUUUCUUUGCUGUGGUGGAGACAGACUUUAAAAUGAAGCUGUCCUACGACUGGAACUCGGUGGUGAUGGUGACACUGCCCAGCACCUACAUGGGUGCAAUGUGCGGCCUGUGUGGGAACUUCAACGCAAACGUGACCGACGACAUGCGGAUGAAGAACGGUCAGGUGGCAAAGUCCGGCGCGGACAUGGGCCAGAGCUGGCGCGUGGCUGAAAUCCCCGGGUGUCUGGACGCCUGCAACGGCACCUGCCCCGACUGUGACCUCACCCAGAAGAUUCUGUACGAGACCAACGACUACUGCGGCCUGUUGAAUAACCACACCGGUCCCUUCCGUGAAUGCAUGGACGUCAUCGACCCGAGCUCCUUCUAUCAGAGCUGCCUUUACGACCUUUGUCUUCACCAGGGAAAAGGGAGCAUGCAAUGCAAGACGCUCACUGCCUACACUGCCGCCUGCCAGGCCAAGGGCAUCACUGUCUACCCCUGGCGUUCAGCAGCCCUCUGCACGGACCAGUGCGGCUGCCAAUACAAAGGCAAAUACUACCAACCCAACAAGGCCUUCUACCCUGAUGGACUGUGUGCCGAGGAGUGCAUCUGCAAUGGAACAGCGGUGUCAUGCAAGGUGUUUUCCUGUGGUGCAAAUGAAAAGUGUGAUGUGAAGAAUGGGGUCAGGGCCUGCCAAGCCAUCGGACAGGGGGUCUGCUCAAUCUCGGGCGACCCUCACUACAACACCUUUGACAAUGCAACUUACAACUUCAUGGGAACCUGCACCUACACAGUCGCUGAGGGCUGCCAUCUUGAUGGUACCCAACUCACCAAUUUUAGUGUGGUGGUGGAGAAUGAGAAAUGGUACGACAUGUCAGAAGAUCCCAACGUGUCCGUGGCCAAGCUAGUGGCUGUGACUGUUUAUGGCUACACCAUAAUCUUACGCAGGGGUCAGAUUGGAUUGGCCAUGGUCGAUGGAGCUAUAAUGAAUAUCCCAUUGACCAUAGAUGAUGGACUUAUUACUCUUAAACCGAUCGGUGACAAUUAUGUAAUCUCAACUGAUUUCGGGUUGAAAGUGACCUAUGACUUGGUGUACCAUGUCACUGUCACUGUUCCUGGUAACUACCGCGACAAGACAUGCGGGCUCUGUGGCAAUUUCAAUGGCAACAAGAAUGAUGAGUUCCAGCUUCCUGAUGGUCAAUCGGCAAAAGAUGUGACAACUUUUGGAGCGGCAUGGAAAGUUGGUGUGGAAGGAGUGGUGUGUGACGAUGGCUGUGUUGGAGACAGCUGUCCUGAAUGUCCCGCAAAUGAGGCCCAAAUAAUUGAAAGUGACUGUUCCAUCAUCACCAACCCCAAAGGACCCUUUGCAGCAUGUCAAGCUGUUCUUGACCCUGAACCAUAUUACAGAGACUGCAUCUAUGAUGUUUGUAUAGCUGGCUCCAAUGGUACAAAGAUGCUCUGCCACAGCAUUAAUGCCUAUGUCCUUGACUGCCAAGACACUGGGGUCAAAGUCUUGAAUUGGAGGUCAUCCAGGUUCUGUCCCAUGGCCUGUCCAUCAAACAGCCACUACGAGGACUGUGCAUUGCCCUGUCAGACCCCGUGUCCUGGUCUUACCAGCAUCACCUGUGCUGACACCUGUGCUGAAGGCUGUGCCUGCAAUAGCGGCUACUACUUCAAUGGAACAGGCUGUGUCCCAGAGGAUCAGUGCAGCUGCUACAUCAAUGGGCAGACCAUCAAGAUCGGAGAGACAAUAGUGACACAGAACUGCGAGGAAAAGUACAUUUGUCAAAAAUCAGGGGUGGUCCUGACCGAGCACAUGUCCUGUAACAUCGACGAGAACUGUGAAGUUCAAAACGGCGUUCGCGGAUGCUACCCCAAACAGUGUGUCAUGGGGAGCAAUGGUGGUCUCACCACCUUCAACGGCUUAAAGGUUCAAGCCACCGCCAGCGGCACAUAUGAUCUGGUUAAAGUGUGUGACGACACCCAAACUGAUGGAUGGUUCCGUGUUGCGAUGGACCUGCAGGCGUGUGGGAACAGUAGUCAGGUGUCUGCUGUGGGUAUCUUUGUCUUCUUUGAUAGUGCCUUCAUCAUUAUCAACAGCAAGUUCGCAGCCAUGGUUAACGGAAGGAUGCAAACUCUGCCAAUCCAGUUGACAAACGGUGUGUCUAUUAAAGUGACAAAUGACAUGCUAGUGAUCGAGAAGCCGUCUGCAGUUGUUGUGUCUUACAGUCGUUCACAUCAGAUCACAGUGACUGUCAGUGACAGUGUGGCCGCAAAUGUGUGUGGCGCGUGUGGAAAACUCACAGAAGCUGCCUCCUUCACUGAAUCCGCCGCCCAAAGCUAUCUCAAUGGCUAUAGAUCACCUAUCUUUAAUUUCUGCAACUGAACAUUGAAACUCAUCUGAAGAUUAUCUAGUGAACUCAUCUGAAAACAAAACACAUACUGUGAUUUAUUUCCUACAAACACAUUCCUGUUAGCAUAAUUAUGAGCACAUUUGUAAAACACUUCUCAAUCAUAUAAUGCCUCACAAACAUACUGCUUCUCUGUUAUCAAUAAAUUUCCUCUGUCUGUCAUAUAAAUUGUAUGACAUUAAAACAUCUGAACUCAUUUUUGACUGAGAGAAAGUAAUCUACUAUUAAUAUGAAAAAUGCUGCAUACACUUCAAUUGUGUUUGUA
This is a messenger RNA of Sardina pilchardus (European sardine), 4133 nucleotides long. RefSeq names its product IgGFc-binding protein-like. Bases 1 to 3843 code for a protein of 1280 amino acids. The record is from RefSeq and is a predicted model, not a curated record. The transcript has 11 exons. NCBI's taxonomy places the organism in Eukaryota, Metazoa, Chordata, Actinopteri, Clupeiformes, Clupeidae.